Fulvia fulva is the source of this 1056-nucleotide messenger RNA. Its product is annotated as Arabinogalactan endo-beta-1,4-galactanase A. The transcript has a single exon. Gene Ontology annotation, biological process: pectin catabolic process. Lineage: Eukaryota; Fungi; Ascomycota; Dothideomycetes; Mycosphaerellales; Mycosphaerellaceae. Gene Ontology annotation, molecular function: glucosidase activity. The coding region runs from base 1 to 1056 and encodes 351 amino acids. The record is from RefSeq and is a predicted model, not a curated record.
AUGUGGAAGCUCCCCUUCAUCAGCCUCUCCGCAUCCUACACCAAAGCAGCACUAACCUACAAAGGCACCGACUGGUCCUCCCUCCUAGUCGAAGAAGCCUCCGGCACAACCUACAAGAACACCAACAAUGCCGUCCAACCCUUCGAAACGAUCCUCCAAACCAGCGGCGUCAACACAGUCCGCCAAAGACUCUGGAACGACCCAGCAGACGAGACCUACAUCCUGACCUACAACCUCGAAUUAUCACAACGAGCCCAGGCCGCGGGUCUGAAUGUAUACCUGGACUUCCAUUUCAGCGAUACCUGGGCGGACCCGGCGCAUCAGAGCACGCCUUCUGCCUGGCAGGAUUAUGGGAUCGAUGAUUUGGCGUAUGCAGUGUAUAACUACACCUUAGCCACCAUGAACGCGUUCCAAACCGCCGGCAUCCCCCUCAGCCUCGUCUCAAUCGGGAACGAAAUCAGCGCGGGUCUCCUCUGGCCAUUAGGAGACAUGAGUACCUCGGAUGGACCUUACAAUGUAGCUCGACUGCUCCACUCUGCUUCGGCAGGGAUAAAAGACUCUGAUUUCACGACGCAACCGAAGAUUCUAAUCCAUGUUGACGACGGAUGGGAUUACGAUAAGCAAGAAUGGUGGUACGACACUAUCCUCGCCCAAGGACCAUUGACGGAUCAAGACUACGAUGUUCAGGCAGUGUCGUAUUAUUCUUUCUACAACUCUGCCGCUACGCUUGCGGCGCUGGAGGCGAGUCUGACGCAGUUAAGGGGGGAGUAUGGGAAGGACGUGAUGGUGGUUGAGACGGAUUGGCCUACGAGCUUUCCGAACCCCAGUGAGGCGUUUCCCAGCGAUGUUGAGGAGAUUCCAUUCUCGGCUGCUGGGCAGAGCGAGUGGUUGGAGAAGGUUGCUGAUGUUGUGGAGGAUGCUGGGGGGAGUGGGUUGUUUUAUUGGGAGCCGGCUUGGUUGGGGAAUGCUGGGUUGGGGAGUAGUUGUGAGGAUUUGUUGAUGUUUGAUUGGGAGGGGAGGGCGUUGAGUAGUGUGAGUACGUUUGGGUCCCUGUGA